Molecule: messenger RNA, 895 nt
Organism: Morus notabilis
Lineage: Eukaryota; Viridiplantae; Streptophyta; Magnoliopsida; Rosales; Moraceae
Product: ethylene-responsive transcription factor ERF016
Exons: 1
Coding region: 14-856 (280 amino acids)
Biological process (GO): regulation of DNA-templated transcription
Molecular function (GO): DNA-binding transcription factor activity; DNA binding
Source: RefSeq, a predicted model, not a curated record
AUAUAAAAAAAAAAUGGAGAUCAAGAGUGGAGAAACGACAGUAAAUUCCAAGCAAACAUAUUGCUCCGGUGAGGGUGGCGAGUCAUAUCCGAAGUACAAGGGUGUGAGGAAGAGGAAGUGGGGGAAAUGGGUGUCGGAGAUUAGGCUUCCCAACAGCCGGGAGCGCAUAUGGCUGGGGUCCUACGACACGGCGGAGAAGGCGGCGAGGGCUUUCGACGCGGCCCAGUUCUGCCUGCGCGGCGGCUACGCUCACUUCAAUUUCCCCGAGUCUCCGCCGAACAUACCCGGCGGCCGCUCGCUUAGCCCGCAAGAGAUUCAAGUGGUCGCAGCUAGGUUUGCUGAGCAGGAACAAGACCAUGAACAUGGUGAUGAGCAUGCAGGGCACUUAACUGCCGAUGAUCAUCAUGAUCAUUAUAAUUAUAACAUGACUAAUAUUUCAGAAUCGCCUCCUUCACAGGAUCCAAACCCUACUUUUCCACCAGUAAUAUCUGAUCAGCAACAUUGUUAUGGGUCUAAUUACAUGAGCAGUACUAGUAAUAUGAUUAGUACUACUACUGCUGAUCAUGAGACGACCAAUAAUAAUAAUACGGAUUGGUCGUGCUUGAACUUUUUGGAUUAUUCGAUCCAUGAUGGAGCUCCUGCAGGUUAUGAUCAUAAUUUUGAUCAUUACCCUUUAUUUUCAGGACAGCUUGAUAAGAUGCAUUCUGAUGAGUACUUUUGUACAACUGCUGAUCCGGUUCUACCUGCCGCUGCUGCACCAGACGACUGCUCCACUAGAGGAGAUGAGAAUAUUUUUAUUGGAGAUGACCUCAUCUUUUCUCAUCAGUACUCCUCGUCGUUUCUUUGGAACUUUUAGCUAUGUUAUAUAUAAAUAUAUAUAUAUAUAUACCUAAUU